This is a messenger RNA of Bipolaris maydis ATCC 48331, 876 nucleotides long. RefSeq names its product Alpha/Beta hydrolase protein. The record is from RefSeq and is a predicted model, not a curated record. NCBI's taxonomy places the organism in Eukaryota, Fungi, Ascomycota, Dothideomycetes, Pleosporales, Pleosporaceae.
AUGCCGGGUUGCUUCACCAACCUCUUCAACAAACUCUUCCACCGCGGCACGUGUGGUCCAUCCAAGCAUGUCUCUGGUACCUCCAAAAACGAUGCUGUCGGUCCCAGAGUUCUCCAUGACGGCACCGUUGGUACAUCUGCUGGGGUAGAUGUUGUCUUUAUCCACGGCCUUCGAGGUUCUCGUGUUCACACUUGGUCAGAUGGAGAGUACUUCUGGCCAAAAGACUUCCUAUCAGAGGACCUGGACAACGCGAGAAUCAUCACCUGGGGAUACGAUGUAAAUAUAGCCAAUCAUUUCAGCUAUGCAAGCAGGGAGAGCAUACGUGGUCAUGCCGAGACGCUGCUUCAUGAUUUAUAUAGGAUCCGACGCUUGAUUACACGGCCAAUCAUCUUUGUCUGCCAUAGUCUCGGAGGCUUGGUUUGCAAGGAGGCUCUGAUCAUAGCUGCUGCAUACGAUAAGCACCAACGCCACUCCAAUCUUGCUGCUACCUAUCCCAACACUAGAGGAGUAAUUUUCCUUGGAACACCACACCGCGGAAGCGGGGCAGUGGCUCUAGGGCAAGUGCUUUCCAGGAUUGCUUUUUUCCAUCGGCCGAAUACACAGCUGCUUCAAUCGCUUCAAGUGGAUUCGCACACUCUAGAGAGACAACGUGAAGAGUUCAUUACCAUCUCUGCGAGUCUCUCUAUCGUGUGCGUGAGAGAGGAGAUACCAACAUCUAUCGGCAUCAUUGUGUCAGAAGAAUCGGCAUCCUAUGACGGCUUUGAUGUUCGGAGGGGAGCCAUUCCUGCCGAUCAUAUCAACAUGGUCAAAUUCAAGAGCAAGGGCCAUAUAGGUUACGAAAGGGUUUUGUCUUGGAUUCAAGAGAUGCAGAGCUAG